Hydra vulgaris (swiftwater hydra) is the source of this 1296-nucleotide messenger RNA. The record is from RefSeq and is a predicted model, not a curated record. Lineage: Eukaryota; Metazoa; Cnidaria; Hydrozoa; Anthoathecata; Hydridae.
UGAAUUGUUUUUUUUGAAUUGGAAUUGUUGAAUUUUGAAUUGGAAUUGUUGAAUUUUCUGCCGAGGAAUUGGUUGCCUUUAAAGCUGACGUAGGGAUACCCUAGAAUAAAUUAAAAACAAUGACUAGAUGGUUAAAUUUAAGAAACGUCCCGACUGCUUCUAACAGUAAAUAAAGAGUUGUUGCAAAGACCUGGGCAAGAAAUGAUCUUAUUGUGUUAGAUGAAAAUUUUACAUUUCAAAAUGAAAAUAUUAAGUGUAGUCUUGAAAUCAAAUAUGCUCCUUGGGCAUAUAUAGAUAAUCUACCUAAAAAUAUUGAAAACAUGCUAAAUAUUCUUGAAAGUUUCAAGUUAAUAAAACGUAAUAGAAUAAUAAAUGAUGAAAUCCACAUCAAAAUUGGCAGAGACCAUGGGGGUGGUUCAUUUAAAAUGAGUUAUCAAAUAGUUAACCAAGACCAAUCCAACUCGAAAUCUAACUUUAUUGUGUUUAGCACAUUUGAAGCCAAAGACUAUCGAACUAAUCUUAUAGUAGGGCUAUCUCGUUAUACACUUCAAGUUGAUGAGAUACAAAACAUUAAAUGGCAAAAUCACAAUGUUCGUGUCUUUAUGUUUGGUGAUUAUAACUUCCUUUGCAGCGUAUAUGGAGUUACAGGAGCUAGUUAUUGCUCUACCUGCUUUACAUAUAUCUUUGGGUACCUAUUUAUACUUUUUUAACAUGUUUAAAGACAAAUGCCAUUUAAUAGAUAUAAAACUUGUUGGAGAACUUGCUUUUAAAGAUAAUAUGAUUGGUAAAGCUGAUUUUGACAAAUAUGUUAACAUGCAUAUCGAAUCCAAUCUUGUAAAAAGUAUUAUUGAAGACUGUGACAAUAAAAUUGCACUUUUACAAGAUACAAUAUCUGUAAAAGUUUUAUGUGAGCCAGAUAAAACGGGAGAAAUAAGGAACUUAUACACACCAAGAAUAAUAUACUAUGAUUUAAUAAAAAACGAUAAGAUAAUAACAGAAUUAAUUUCCUUAAAUGAAGCAAACGUUCUUGAUAAAACUUCAGAUCCUUGCAUUCAACAACUUGAAAAGGUGUUGAAGACUAUUAAAGUAGAAAGACAAGCUUAUCAUGGAAAAUGCUUUGUUGGAAACCAUGGAAACCAUUUUCACACAAUGCUUAAGAAUUUGAAAUCCGCACGCUUAUGGAGUAUUAUUGGUUGACUUGACCAAGUGCAUCUGUAAUUCCGAAGAUGCAUUUGCUUGAAAACCAUGUCAUUCAAUUUAUUGAGAAAUGGGGACUAGGUAUUGGAGUUUAUGGGG